Abrus precatorius (Indian licorice) is the source of this 2388-nucleotide messenger RNA. RefSeq names its product pentatricopeptide repeat-containing protein At5g50280, chloroplastic-like. Lineage: Eukaryota; Viridiplantae; Streptophyta; Magnoliopsida; Fabales; Fabaceae. Gene Ontology annotation, molecular function: protein binding. The transcript has 2 exons. The coding region runs from base 74 to 2212 and encodes 712 amino acids. The record is from RefSeq and is a predicted model, not a curated record.
CAAACCGAUUGACCAGAUUUUCACAAACUUCACGAAGAAUGACAAGAUAACCUUUGCAUUUGCAGAGCAAACCAUGGCUCUGAACCUCGUACACCCCAAACUCCCUCUAUCUUCUUCUUCCAUUUCACACCACAUACACUCUCAUACUCUUUCAAAACCCUUCUUCCUCUUACACUCCAAAACCUCAACUUCACUACUCUCCAAAACCCUAUGCGUAUCUAAUGCCCCACACGUUUCAACAACCCCCAUUUUCCUCCCAUAUCUCCAACAACAACAAGAGGACAUAGAAGAAGCACCAGAACCAGAACCGGAACCGGAACCGGAACUAGAAGUAGAAGAUGACCCUGAUGAUCCAAUCUACAAAUUCUUCAAAACCCGCACUCGGGUUUCCUCUGAAGACCCUGGAAAAGAAGGAAAAUUGUCCCUUCAGAAGAACCGUCGCAUCUCAUGGCAUCUUGCCUCUGAUACCAGUGACCUUGUUGAAGAAGAAGCUGAAAUGGGUUUGGAGGAAAGUCCCUUGUUGGCUGAGGAGAAGGAAGAAAUUGUAUAUCAGAAGAAGGUUUUACCUGAAGGCAUCGUGGGGGAGAUUGUUCAGCUUGCAAGGAACUUGCCACAAAAUCUGACACUGGAAGAGGCUUUGGUUGAGUAUGAAGGAAGAGUUCGUGAGAAAGAGUGCUGGGAGGUUUUGAAAAUACUUGGGGAGGAGCAUCUUCUGGUGUGUUGUUUGUAUUUCUUUCAGUGGAUGAGGAUGCAGGAACCAUCACUUGUUACACCUCGUGCAUGUACUGUGUUGUUUCCAUUUCUGGGAAGAGCAAUGAUGGGUGAUAAGUUGAUGGUUUUGUUCAGAAACUUACCAUCUAGCAAGGACUUUAGAGAUGUUCAUGUUUAUAAUGCCGCUAUGUCAGGCCUUCUCUCCAGUGGCAGGUAUGAAGAUGCUUGGAAGGUGUACGAGUCAAUGGAAACGGAUAACGUUCUUCCAGAUCAUGUGACAUGCUCUAUUAUGGUUAUUGUUAUGAGAAAACUUGGCCAUAGUGCAAAAGAUGCAUGGGAAUUUUUUGAGAAAAUGAGCAGAAAAGGAGUCAGAUGGGGUGAAGAAGUCAUAGGUGCACUAAUAAAGUCAUUUUGUGUUGAGGGUCUGAUGAGUGAAGCUCUCAUCGUCCUAUCUGAAAUGGAGAAGAAAGGGGUUUCUUCAAAUGCAAUUGUGUACAAUACCUUGAUGGAUGCAUAUUGUAAAUCCAAACGCUUGCAAGAAGCUGAAGGCCUUUUUGUUGAGAUGAAAGCCAAAGGGAUUAAGCCAACUGAAGCGACCUUCAACAUUCUAAUGCAUGCAUACAGCAGAAAAGCGCAACCUGAGAUUGUGGAGAAGCUGCUGGCAGAAAUGCAGGAUGUUGGCUUGAAGCCAAAUGCCAAAUCAUAUACUUGCCUAAUCGGUGCUUAUGGGAAGCAGAGAAAUAUGAGUGACAUGGCUGCAGAUGCAUUCUUGAAGAUGAAGAAAGAUGGUAUUAAACCCUCUCCACAUUCUUAUACAGCUCUAAUUCAUGCUUAUUCAGUUAGUGGCUGGCAUGAGAAAGCUUAUGCAGCAUUUGAGAACAUGCAAAGGGAAGGUAUUAAACCUUCCAUAGAAACCUACACUGCUUUACUAGAUGCAUUUAGACGUGCUGGUGACACCCAAACAUUGAUGAAAAUAUGGAAGUUGAUGAGGAGGGAGAAAGUUGAAGGAACACGGGUGACAUUCAACACUCUUGUCGAUGGUUUUGCUAAACACGGUCUCUACAAGGAAGCAAGAGAUGUAAUAUCUGAAUUUGGGAAUGCUGGAUUGCACCCAACAGUGAUGACAUACAAUAUGCUGAUGAAUGCAUAUGCAAGAGGAGGGCAACACGAGAAGCUGCCAGAAUUAUUGGAAGAGAUGGGAACUCAUAACUUAAAGCCAGAUUCUAUAACUUAUUCAACUAUGAUAUACGCCUUCAUCCGUGUUCGAGAUUUUAGGCAGGCAUUUUUUUACCACCAGGAGAUGGUCAGGAGUGGGCAGGUGAUGGAUGUCAAUUCUUACCAGAAGCUUCGAGCGAUUCUGGAUGUCAAAGCUACAAUGAAAAACAAGAAGGAUAGAAGAUCCUUGAUUGGUGUAGUUAGAAAUAACAUGGGAGUAGUGAAACCAAAGAGAAAAAAAGAUGAGUUAUGGAAGUACAGGAAAAGACAUGUGAAAAAUCGGUAGUUCUGUUAUCAGCAUAAUGUAAGUAAUGGAUGCAAUACCUAUUGAGAAUUACAAGUUCAAUUUUGACCCAUUUUUUAUUUCUCUAAAUGGGUAGCAUCAGGAGCUUCUUGAUUUUAACACACACAAUAUUUGUCAUCAUAUAUUGCCUCUUCAAUCAACAAUGCAUGUUACCCAGU